This is a messenger RNA of Trichophyton rubrum CBS 118892, 744 nucleotides long. RefSeq lists its product as uncharacterized. The record is from RefSeq and is a predicted model, not a curated record. Gene Ontology annotation, molecular function: acyltransferase activity, transferring groups other than amino-acyl groups. The transcript has 2 exons. Bases 1 to 744 code for a protein of 247 amino acids. Lineage: Eukaryota; Fungi; Ascomycota; Eurotiomycetes; Onygenales; Arthrodermataceae.
AUGCGCCUGGAACUGCAGCUGGUUGGGGAGGACGACUUUCCGGAGUUAGUCACCGCUUUAUGGGAAGCCUACGAGGAACCUCACCAGAAGUUCUUCCGCAUAUUCUGUCCUAUUUUCAACAAAGACAGAGAAAAGAGUCUUGCGGAUAGCAUCAAGUUCUUCCAGGAGGAGUAUAGGAACGAAUUUCCCGUCGCUCAGUGGGUGAAGGUGGUUGAUGCGGAUGCGAAUAACAAAAUUGCCGGCGCAGCACUAUGGAAAAUCCACCAGAAAAACCCGUACGAGACGUAUGAUGAAGAAAAAGUCGUUGCAGACUGGUAUCCAGAGGGCUCUAUGGAGAGGAUCAUUGCGAAUAAAUACCUCCGAGAUACGACUGCACCCCGUGCGAAGAAAGCGAGGAGACCCCAUCUUUUCCUGAAUAUUGCCUUUACGAUACCAUCAUAUCGUAAGUACGGCGUGGGUUCUUUAUUCCUUAAAUGGGGUUUGGAUAAGGCCGAAGAGUUGAAUUUUGAAUGCUGGCUAGAUGCGACUCCUUAUGGACGUCCCGUCUACGAGCGUCGGGGUUUCAUCGUAACGGAUGCUUGGAGUGUAGACUGUCCUAUGCCCGAGGGUCUUUCGGAAGAAAAGCAGAAGGAAUUCCAGGAAGCUCGAGAGCGGCUGUUGCCAGUAGAAAACGCUUGCAUGUGGCGGCCAAGGGGUGGCAUGUACAUCGAAGGGGUUACUGAGAAGCCAUGGGAAACGAAUUAG